AUUUGUUUAAAGCAGGAAAUAAAAGUCUUUUGCUCUCGUUUUAUUUUUCGAAAUAAUCAUGCAUUGAUAUGUGAGGUGAUGAUCGAGAGUUUGAAUAAAAGUUGGAUUGAAGUAAGAGGAAAAUGGACAUCAAACUUUGAAAGUCUCAGUUUGAAUAAAGAAGAAAAGGGAAACACAACGUCUUUAUUCUUUCCACCUCAAGUUUGGACUUCAGCAGGGGUUAUCAUAGAUAGUUAAAAAGAUUUUAAAGGAAAUAAACUUUCUUUAUGUGCAAUAAAACUUUACAUUAACAAUUUUUAUUAUUUAAAUAGUAAAAAGAGAUCGUAAUUUAUCUUUACCUGUUUCGGAAAAAUCUAUUUAAACCACAAGUGGAGUGAUUGUCUCAAAGUUGUUCCACUGAAAUAUUCAAAGUGAAAGGAUCAUUUUUCGUUAUUAAAAAAUGUUAAUUUUUCUUUCAAUUUUCUUCCUAAUUGGAUAUGGAAUCUAUCUUUUCCUUAUAUGGAACUACAAGCAUUGGGAAAAGAGAGGAAUCCCUUUUCUCGAACCAAAACUCAUCUGUGGAAAUCUUCCUGGUAUUCUAAUGCGACGUCACCACAUUAUAUAUGAUUUGGAUAACAUUUACAAACAAUUUAAGGAUAAAUAUUCAUUCGUUGGAAUCUACAAUAUGCGAGAGCCGCAGUAUUUGGUAACUGAUGCAAGUAUCGUCAGAGAUAUUCUUAUCAGCAAAUUUAACAAUUUCCAAGACGUCGAAUAUGCCGAUAUGACUGAUAAGAAAAAGGAUCCAAUUCUGGGAAAUAAUCCCUUAUUGCUGAAAGGUGAAGAGUGGAGAGAAAAACGGGCUGAAAUCACGCCUGCAUUCACGCAGCUAAGGAUUAAGGCAGUAUACCCAUUAAUUGAGCAUAUUUGCACCCACCUCAAGAGCUUUAUCCUCAAAACGGAUGGACAUUGUGUUGAUGUAAAAGAAAUGUGCGCAAUGUAUGGAUCAGAUAUCAUUUCUAGUUGUAUUUUUGGGUCUGAUGAUGGAGCUCUAUCCAGCGGGAGGAUUCCAAUUCGAGAAUCGGGAAACAAAAUUUGUCCCACCUCAUCAAAAAUUAAGUACUUUAUCCUCCUUAUUCAAAUGAUACCCAGUUUAAAAGGUAUCUUCAAAAUCUCCAUAGUUGACAAAUCUGUUGAGAAAUAUUUUGUGAAUCUGCUAAAGAAAGCCAUUGAAUUGCGAAAGAAGAGCAAGAUAAAUCGCAUGGACUACCUAAGCUACCUCAUUGAGCUUCAAACCAAGAAGAAUCUUACUAUAUUGGAGAUGACAUCCCACUGUGUAUCAUUCUUCAUCGAAGGCUUUGAAACAUCUAGCCUCAUUCUUACAUUCGCUCUCUACCACUUGGGUAGGAACCCUGAUGUUCAGACUAAGCUUAGAACUGAGAUCGAGGAAACUAUUGCAAAGCAUGGGAGCAUAAGUUUUGAAGUUGCUCAGGAAAUGCCCUACCUUGAACAAGUUCUUAUGGAGACACUUCGUCUCUACUCUCCAGGUGUUUACUUACGCAAAACCUGCACUGAAUCCUGUGAACUACCCCUAACUCCAACCAAAAUGAUGCCAAUAGAAAAGGGUUAUAAUAUAAUAAUACCAUCUUACAGUAUCAAUCGUGAUUCUAGAUAUUUUGAAGAUCCUGAAAAGUUUAAUCCUGAUCGGUUUUCCCCCGAAAAAGGUGGGGCGAAAAUAUACGGUGACAAGGGAAUUUUUCUUCCUUUCGGCGAUGGCCCAAGAAAGUGCAUGGGGAUGAAUUUUGGCAAGGCACAACUUAAAGCAGGCAUCAUUGCCGUUAUUGAGGAAUUUGAAAUAGAAGUUGAUAAUAAAACGCCUAAGGAGUUCGUGUUGAAUCCCAAAGAAAUAUGUCCUGGAGUUGUUGGAAAGAUUUGGCUGAGAUUUAAGAAGAUUAAGGGAUAGACUGCCAAAGUGAAAACUUUAAUUAAACUUGGGACUUUUAAUUUGUAUUUUUUUCGAUUUAUGGGAAGACUUUAGCUUACCUACCUUGAUAUGUAUGUAAGGAGCCAGGUUGAAUAAAACUUAUUUAAAAAGAAA
Molecule: messenger RNA, 2074 nt
Organism: Lutzomyia longipalpis
Lineage: Eukaryota; Metazoa; Arthropoda; Insecta; Diptera; Psychodidae
Product: probable cytochrome P450 28a5
Exons: 4
Coding region: 440-1939 (499 amino acids)
Molecular function (GO): heme binding; oxidoreductase activity, acting on paired donors, with incorporation or reduction of molecular oxygen; monooxygenase activity
Source: RefSeq, a predicted model, not a curated record